Eutrema salsugineum is the source of this 872-nucleotide messenger RNA. Its product is annotated as peptidyl-prolyl cis-trans isomerase CYP18-2. Lineage: Eukaryota; Viridiplantae; Streptophyta; Magnoliopsida; Brassicales; Brassicaceae. Gene Ontology annotation, molecular function: peptidyl-prolyl cis-trans isomerase activity. The transcript is spliced from 5 exons. Gene Ontology annotation, cellular component: catalytic step 2 spliceosome. The record is from RefSeq and is a predicted model, not a curated record. Bases 124 to 714 code for a protein of 196 amino acids. Gene Ontology annotation, biological process: protein folding; protein peptidyl-prolyl isomerization.
GGUCGACCCGUAAUCGAGGAAGAAUCAGAUCCGACCCUAAGUGUAGCCGAGUAGCGUCCCCGACGAGUCGCAUCUCUCAAUCUCUUUCUCUCUCGCUCUCUCCCUUCCUCCGUCUGUGAAAAGAUGGCGGCGAGACCUGAAGGAAGUCCGCCGGAGGUUACGCUGGAGACCUCCAUGGGUCCUUUCACCGUCGAGAUGUAUCACAAACACUCCCCGAGAACUUGCCGGAACUUCAUCGAGCUCUCCCGGAGAGGUUACUAUGACAACGUUCUGUUUCACAGAAUCAUCAAGGUCUGUUUUCCUGUUUCCAUUCUAACUCUUCGUUGUACUGAGAACACUGUGAUAAAGUUCAAGGAAUUUGAUUCCUUUGGAAUUGAUUUGUUUCAGGAUUUCAUCGUGCAAGGUGGAGAUCCUACCGGAACUGGAAGAGGAGGCCAAUCCAUUUAUGGUUCGAAGUUUGAGGACGAGAUAAAGCCAGAGUUGAAGCACACAGGAGCUGGGAUUUUAUCAAUGGCAAACGCUGGCCCCAAUACAAAUGGGAGUCAGUUCUUCAUCACUUUAGCACCAGCACCGUCCUUGGAUGGAAAGCACACAAUAUUUGGCAGAGUUUGCCGUGGUAUGGAGGUGAUCAAGAGGCUCGGUAGUGUUCAAACCGAUAACACCGACAGGCCAAUCCAUGAAGUGAAGAUCCUGAGGACCAAAGUUAUUGAUUAGAGUCAUUAAGUAAACGACGAUGACAUGAAGACCUAUAACUAUGUACUGAUCCUUGUUACUGGUUUUUAUCAAGAAAAAAAAAUUAUAAGUCAAUUCACUUUUUAUCAUUUGUAAUCUUGGGUCCUUCCUAUCAAGUCAUCUACAUCGUAAUUUCUUUA